AUGUCAAACCUUGAUAACCCGGUGAUGGGUCGGCCGAUUGUUGACGAAGGGCGUAGUUUGGCUAUUAUCGGAGGGGCUGACAGCCUGAAAGGCGGACGACUUGGGCAGGAGAUCGAUGCCCAUGGUGAGGUCGUACGCUUCAACGAGAUUGUCGGCAGCAAGUUGGUGCCAGAGGAGACAGGCAGCCGGACGACUGUGCACGUCAUGAACACCCUGGUGGCGCCUCUUGACGACCCAGCGAUCCUCGAAGUUGACUUGGAGACUAACGCACCAUGGUCCUCUUAUUGCAAAAGGAUGCAUACCAGGGCUAUCCUCGCAAACGAUGCUCGCAGUACGCUGAUGAUUAGACCGAGUGCGUAUUGCGUAAUGGCUGGAAUCCGCGCGGCGGACUGGACAAGAGGAUUUUUGUUCUAUUGGUUCAUAGGCCGCCUAUUCAACGGUCCAGUGGACCUAUACGGCUUCAGCGGCAACGGCCACUACCACAACGAUCUGGAAAUAACUGAGAAGUGGGUGCAAUUCGAGCAUUUGUUCUACCGCGUGAACAACAUUACGCGCCACUGA
This is a messenger RNA of Prorocentrum cordatum, 561 nucleotides long. The record is from the annotation of a GenBank genome assembly. Lineage: Eukaryota; Dinophyceae; Prorocentrales; Prorocentraceae.